Messenger RNA from Penicillium maclennaniae, 846 nucleotides. RefSeq lists its product as uncharacterized. Lineage: Eukaryota; Fungi; Ascomycota; Eurotiomycetes; Eurotiales; Aspergillaceae. Gene Ontology annotation, molecular function: oxidoreductase activity; zinc ion binding. The coding region runs from base 1 to 846 and encodes 281 amino acids. The transcript is spliced from 3 exons. The record is from RefSeq and is a predicted model, not a curated record.
AUGGGCCACGAAUUUACAGGGGAAGUCACAGAGGUCGGGCCCGACGUACAGCGAUUCAAAAAGAACGAUCGAGUUGUAUCGCCUUUCACCGUGAGCUGUGGAAAGUGCUUUUACUGUGAGCAUGGCUUGUCUUCUCGGUGUGCGCACUGCCGGCUGUUUGGCACUGCGGCACUCGAGGGUGGGCAAGCCGAAUACGUGCGUGUUCCACUUGCUGAUUCUACCCUCUUUGCGAUCCCGCCUUCAACCGACGAGAAGAAAUUAGUCCUUAUGGCCGAUAUUCUCCCCACCGGCUAUUUUGCCGCGAUGAAUGCAUUCUCGGGGUUGGAUGCGAAGGAGGUUAGGGAUUCUACAGUUCUACUCUUUGGUUGCGGCCCUGUUGGUAUCUGUGCACUCAUCAGUGCUCUGGAGUACAGACCAAAGAAGGUACUCGCAAUUGAUAGUGUUCCUUCGCGGCUAAAGCUUGCACAGAGCCUAGGUGCCGAGUCUUGGAAUUUCAAGGAGAACGAAGAGGAGCUACGGCGCAGGGUGGAAGAGCUCACCGAGUCUCGAGGAGCUGAUAUUGUUAUUGAGGUGGUUGGACAUAGCAGUGCGCUAAGAAUGGGAUUCGAACUAUUGCGACCCUGGGGACGGAUUUCAAGUGUGGGUGUCCACAAUGGAGAAAUUCCAUGGACAGGGAACGAAGCCUACGGAAAAAACCUCCGCUUGCAGAUGGGUCGUUGCCCCGUUCGCAGUAUCUUUGGCGAUGCCCUCGAGUUUCUAAAAAGGAACCAAGAUAACUUGACAUAUGACGAUUUCGCCAACAUGCGAGCCCAGAAGAUUAUUUUCAAGGUAGAUACCAGCGAGUAG